AUAGGGUUGGCACCAGAUUUUCGGAUCCCUGGCCUUCACGCUGGCGCUACUCAACCCUAUCGGCGCUCUCUUGAGGCCACAUCCCGACGCCCCUAACCGAUGGCUAUUCAAUUGGGGCCAUUGGUUUCUGGGCAACCUGGGUCAUAUCGCCGCCAUUGUAGCCAUUUUCCUAUCCACUAAGCUGCCACUGGCCGACUUACCAAGACAAUUUUUGUGGACAGUCAUCACGUUUGUGGUGUUCAAUGUGGUCGUACACCUCAUACUCCAGUUCCAGACGUUUUGCGCCCAAAACAGACUUUUAAUCCGAUAGAAACGCACGACAUUGCGAUGCAAGACAUGUCCGGAUCACAUGACGACCACAACAUGGGGGCCGACACUCCGGGCACUGGUUUCCGACGGUUUAUAUUA
Oppiella nova is the source of this 408-nucleotide messenger RNA. NCBI's taxonomy places the organism in Eukaryota, Metazoa, Arthropoda, Arachnida, Sarcoptiformes, Oppiidae. The record is from the annotation of a GenBank genome assembly.